AUAUUUGGAUUUUGAAAAAGAAGAAUUAUCAUUAUUUACUAUACAAUGUAAAAAAGAACUACAAACAGAAAAUAGCAGUAGUGACUUACCUAAUUUAAAAGAUUAUAAUCAAAGCUUAGCAACUUAG
This is a messenger RNA of Funneliformis geosporum, 127 nucleotides long. NCBI's taxonomy places the organism in Eukaryota, Fungi, Glomeromycota, Glomeromycetes, Glomerales, Glomeraceae. The record is from the annotation of a GenBank genome assembly.